ACUUGUAGAGCUAUAUGAGAGGGAAAUUAUUGGGAGGCGGUCCAUUUACGGACCAUUUCAGAAACUUUUGAAAUUUCAGUUAGUACUGUACUAGCUGCAGGUCAAUUAUAACAGCUAAAUAAAGAAAAAAAAGAUAGUCAAAUGUCAAAGGCAAACUACCAGACAAACUAAACCGUCCUUCAUUCUCCGAUCAACACCUAAACAAGCGGUCGUGAACACUGAAGAGAACUGAACAAGAAGAGCAACAAAAUAUGGAGACUGAAGAUCUGCGAGAAGUAAUAGAGAAGAUUGAGUUAGUCGACGGUCACGCUCACAAUAUUGUGUCGAUUGAUUCUUCAUUUCCUUUCAUUAAUGCCUUCUCCGAAGCUACCGGUCACGCCUUGUCCUUCGCUCAUUCAUCUCUCUCUUCCAAGAGGAACUUGAGGGAUAUUGCUAAAUUAUAUGGCUGUGAGAAUACAUUGCAAGCAGUCGAAGAAUAUCGCAGAGCUGCUGGCUUGGAUUCCAUUAGCUCAAUAUGCUUCAAAGCUGCGGGGAUUUCUGCAAUUCUCAUUGAUGACGGAUUGAAGUUGGACAAGAAGCAUGAUAUUGAUUGGCACAAGAAUUUUGCCUCAUUUGUUGGCCGAAUACUUAGAGUUGAAAGCUUGGCAGAAGAGAUUCUAGACAAAGGGACAACUGAUGGAUCAAGUUGGACAUUGGAUAACUUCACUGAAAGUUUUAGGGAAAACUUGAGAUCAGUUGGUGAUAAAAUAUGUGGCUUGAAAAGUAUAGCUGCAUACCGCACUGGCCUCGAAAUAAAUACAAAAGUCUCUAGAAAAGAUGUUGAAGAAGGUCUAGCUGAAGUUUUACAUGGUGGCAAGCCUAUUCGCAUAGCAAAUAAAAGCCUUAUCGACUAUGUAUUCGCCUGCAGUUUGGAGGUUGCCCUAGAGUUUGACUUGCCAAUGCAGAUACACACCGGUUUUGGAGACAAAGAUUUGGAUCUACGCUUGUCCAAUCCUCUACACCUUAGAAUGCUUCUUGAGGAUGAGAGAUUUUCUAAGUGUCGUAUUGUUCUUUUACAUGCAUCAUAUCCAUUUUCAAAGGAAGCAUCAUAUUUGGCCUCUGUUUAUCCGCAGGUGUACCUUGACUUUGGCUUAGCUGUUCCUAAACUCAGUGUCCACGGGAUGAAAUCUUCACUCAAAGAACUGUUGGAGCUAGCUCCAAUUAAUAAGGUUAUGUUCAGCACUGAUGGCUAUGCGUUUCCUGAAACCCACUACUUAGGCUCAAAGAAAACACGUGAAACUGUGUUUUCUGUGUUACAUGAUGCUUGCUGUGAUGGUGACCUCACAGUUUCCGAAGCCAUUGAAGCCGCUGAAAACAUCCUAGCACAAAAUGCAAUAAAGUUAUACAAGAUUAAAAUUGGCGCGGAAGCCUUUAGUGAUGACAUUGACAACAGCAAUAGUGCUGCAGAUAGUGGAGUUUCACUUGUUCGUAUCAUCUGGACUGAUGCAUGUGGACAACAUCGAUGCCGUGUUGUUCCCAUAAAACGCUUUAACAAUGUAGUGAAGAAGAAUGGUAUUGGUUUAACUUUUGCAUGUAUGGCGAUGAUUUCAGCUGUUGAUGGUCCAGCAGAUGAGACUAAUCUGACUGGAGUGGGUGAGAUCAGGCUUAUUCCUGAUUUGUCAACUAAAAGGAGACUUCCAUGGAUGAAACAAGAGGAGAUGGUUUUGGCUGACAUGCACCUUAGACCUUCUGAACCAUGGGAGUAUUGCCCGAGGGAAGUCUUACGAAAGGUUUCUAAAGUCUUACAAGAUGAGUUUAACUUGGUAAUGAAUGCAGGAUUUGAAAAUGAGUUUGUGCUCUUGAAGAGUGUAUUAAAGGAGAAAGAAGAGUGGGUGCCGAUUGACUCAGCAUCCUACUGCUCUGCAGCAGGGUAUGAUGCUGUUGCCCCUAUACUUCAUGAAGUUGUCGCAGCACUUGACUCCCUAAAUAUCCCCGUGGAUCAGUUGCAUGCAGAAGCUGGGAAAGGCCAGUUUGAAUUGGCCCUGGGUUAUACAACCUGUAUACUCUCUGCUGACAACCUGGUUUAUGCUCGAGAGGCUAUAAGGGCUGUUGCAAGGAAACAUGGAUUACUGGCGACUUUUGUGCCAAAGUAUGCCUUAGAUGACAUUGGUUCUGGAUCCCACGUUCAUAUCAGUUUGUCACAGAAUGGGAAAAAUGUUUUUAUGGCAUCUGAUGGUUCCUCCAGGCAUGGAAUUUCAGCCAUUGGGGAGGAGUUCAUGGCAGGAGUUCUGCAUCAUCUUCCUUCAAUUUUGGCCUUCACAGCACCAAUUCCAAAUAGUUAUGAUCGGAUACAGCCUAACACAUGGAGUGGAGCAUAUCAGUGCUGGGGAAAGGAAAACAGGGAAGCUGCACUAAGAACUGCUUGCCCGCCAGGAAUAUCAGAUGGUCUAGUCAGCAACUUUGAAAUUAAAUCUUUUGAUGGAUGUGCAAAUCCAUACUUGGGAUUGGCUGCUAUAAUUGCAGCCGGCAUUGAUGGCCUGAGGAAGCAUCAAUCUCUGCCUGAACCUGUUGAUAUAAAUCCUUUCAUUCUAGAGGCAGAGCUACAAAGAUUGCCUUCAUCGCUUUCUGAAUCUUUAGAAGCUUUAAAGAAAGACAAAGUCAUGGAGGAUCUUCUAGGGGAAAAGCUUUUGGUCGCCAUUAAAGGAGUCCGCAAGGCUGAGAUUGAGUACUAUUCAAAGAAUAAGGAGGCAUACAAGCAAUUGAUACAUCGCUAUUGAUUACGUUACCGUUAACUUGAUAGUGUUUGCACCGGCCCAAGGAAUUAGCUGUUGGACUCAAAUUAUGACGCGGAGUAAUUAAUCCUAACCAUCAUUGAACCUUUUAGUUUUUUUAUUUCAGUCAUUAAAUAAUUUUUCUUUUCGAUCAUUGAAUUUUCAUUAUUUUUCAUUUUGGUAUUUUCGGUCAAUAGGUGGCGGCCGGAAGAUGACAUGUGGCUAUCGGAUUUUACUAGUUUUACUUCGAAAAGUUAUCACAUAUACAUAAUUUCACUUUGAAAAUGAGUUUUUAGGUCAAAUUAUGCAUAUAUUACAAGUUUUCAGGUAAAAAAAUAAAUUAAUUCCGGCUGUCACCUAAUCAGUUUUGGCUGAAAAAUAUCAAAAUUAAAAAAAUUAAAAAUUUGGUGAUCAAAAAGAAAAAAAAUAGUUCAGUAAAAUUCAAAAGUUUAUUGAUCUUCAGAAUCAAUUAUCUUGAUAUAUCUUCUUUGAACAUCUUUAACUUAUGAGCUUGUUGAACUCUGUUUUCUUUUAAGGGACAGUAGCACUUUUACUUAGCCA
Molecule: messenger RNA, 3311 nt
Organism: Mercurialis annua (annual mercury)
Lineage: Eukaryota; Viridiplantae; Streptophyta; Magnoliopsida; Malpighiales; Euphorbiaceae
Product: protein fluG
Exons: 18
Coding region: 252-2756 (834 amino acids)
Molecular function (GO): glutamine synthetase activity; hydrolase activity
Source: RefSeq, a predicted model, not a curated record